This is a messenger RNA of Scatophagus argus, 2206 nucleotides long. RefSeq lists its product as uncharacterized. Gene Ontology annotation, biological process: regulation of transcription by RNA polymerase II; canonical Wnt signaling pathway. Gene Ontology annotation, molecular function: RNA polymerase II cis-regulatory region sequence-specific DNA binding; DNA-binding transcription factor activity, RNA polymerase II-specific. The transcript has 8 exons. Gene Ontology annotation, cellular component: beta-catenin-TCF complex. Bases 190 to 2073 code for a protein of 627 amino acids. The record is from RefSeq and is a predicted model, not a curated record. Lineage: Eukaryota; Metazoa; Chordata; Actinopteri; Scatophagidae.
CUGAGCAGAAUUUGGCUCAGUUCACCUGCAGCCUUCGCCGCGUGAGCUACACAUUUAGUGGGACCAAACAAUAAUCCAAACCGGAGCAAGAGUUUGAAGCCAGUGAACUGAACCAUCAGUGAAUACAAAACAUCUUAAGAGUCCAGUACCCAACAGGGACAACAAACAGCACACAAACCAGUCAGCAAAAUGGAUCUGUUACCUGAGCAGGUUGACAGCACCAUGACAGAUAACGACUGGGAAGACUUGCUGUCUAUUCUCAAGUCGACUGGAGUAGAUUUAGUGGAUGAAGCGCCGAAUACUCUACCACCAUCUACUUCACCCCAACCUUCAACUUCACAUGCUCCUCUCAAUGCUGAGACGGAGCUCCAGGAGGCUGACUGUGGUGUAGCAGACAAUUCCUGGGAAGACUUGCUGUCUAUUCUCAAGUCGGCUGGAGUAGAUUUAGUGGAUGAAGCGCCGAAUACUCUACCACCAUCUACUUCACCCCAACCUUCAACUUCACAUGCUCCUGUCAAUGCUGAGACGGAGCUCCAGGAGGCUGACUGUGGUGUAGCAGACAAUUCCUGGGAAGACUUGCUGUCUAUUCUCAAGUCUGCUGGAGUAGAUUUAGUGGAUGAAGCACCUCACACUCCACCUUCAACCUCACCUCCUCCUGUCAAUGCUGAGAAGAGGCACAAUACCUACCCUCAACACCCACCCUCAGCACAACAAUCAUCCUCCAAAAUGGAUCCUCAAGAGUCUGACAAUAACGUUGCAGAUCAGAUCUGGGGAGAGUUGCACUCCAUUCUCAAGUCGGAUGGAUUUGAUCUUCUGGAUGACGCACCCGACCUGCUGCCUCUUUCACCUUCAUUUUCACCUUCACCUCCUCCUCCUGUCCAUGCUGAGCUGGAGGAGGGAGGAUAUGGUGGCUGUAGCUCCCUGGGAGCAGCUCCUCAGAGGGUCGAGCAGCAAAGUCAAUUGUUGACAGCUCCCCCCAUGAACUAUGCACCACGUCAAGAAGACAUGCAGCCAGGUCACCUGCACGGUCAGGCAGGUGCUUCCAGUCAGGGACAGCAACACAGCAUACCAGUGACGGGGUUCCUUGAAGGCAACCAGAGCCUGCGUUAUGUAGGACUGUGGAAUGGACAGCCGCUGUAUGAGAUUUGUGCUCCUGCUGUCGUUGCGGCUCCUCCAGCAGACGCGUCCAAAUCAAAAAAGAGAAAGCGUCAAAACCAGCAGGAGGGCGGUCAGUAUAUAAAGAAGCCCCCAAACGCCUUCAUGCUGUUCCUGAAGGAGCAAAGGCCACACGUUGAGGCCGAAAUCAGAAGCCGAGGGAAUGCGGCUGUAAACACGGUCCUGGGACAGAAGUGGAAGUCACUGUCACAGGAACAGCAGGCCACAUAUUACGAACAGGCCGACAGAGAAAGACGGCUCCACGCCCAGCAGCACCCGGAGUGGUCGUCCAGUCACAACUAUGGCAAAAAGAGGAAGAGAGAAAGAAGAAGGAAGCCCACCUGUGCUGAAGAUGAAACACAGCAGGCCAAGAAAGUGUGUGUGACUCCAGUGCAGACAGCAGUGAUGGAGGCCUUGGUCCCACAGACAGAUGUGUUUGAGCCUCACGCACACGCAGGUGCGUUCGAGCCUCACGCAUACGCAGGUGUGCUCGAGCCUCACACACAAACAGAUGUGUUCGAGCCUCACAGACACACAGAUGUGUUCGAGCCUCACAGACACACAGAUGUGUUCGAGCCUCACAGACACACAGAUGUGUUCGAGCCUCACAGACACACAGAUGUGUUCGAGCCUCACAGACACACAGAUGUGUUCGGGCCUCACAGACACACAGAUGUGUUCGGGCCUCACAGACACACAGAUGUGUUAGAGCCCAGCAUUCAGUAUGUGACGUUGUCCCUGCCUCCUGACUGGAUGUUCCAGCAACAGCUUCCAGUUCAUUCGCCUCCACCAACUCACACACAGACGUCUAUCAGCCAGUCACAGACAAGCUACCCAGCCAAUGACGGAGCAGCUCGAGCUCCUUCCAAUCACUGCACAGCCUCAGCUGCACAUGGACAGACUCAGUGUCCUCCGUAGCUUCUUUAUUAUUAUUAUUUACUUUUUUGUUUCUUAUCGUGUUCAUUUCUAAUUUCACUCAGUCUGUGUAAACUUGCAGCCUUUAACUGUUUUUUGGUUUUGCAAUUUUGCGGAAUCUGCUCAAUAAAAUGUA